GUAGAAUAGUUAUGUAGGUUGGAAUGCAAAUUGUUUGUGGUUAGUCUAGUGAUAUGUCAUAUCAACAACAUUUUCACUGUAAUAUUUUGUUGUCCAACAAAGUUAUUUAGAAUGUUCACGGCUGUAUUUUAUUAUGGACAGCUAUCAACCCGAAUAUGACAAGAACGGAGUUUUGUCUGACACAUUUUGGAAGACUCCACAGCGCGCGAUCCCGGGCAGGCCUUUACAGACGGUCAAACGGACCGAGGUUAUGUCUGGGUCAUCGUAUCAACAGUUUCAGGCGUCUGUGAACGACGCCUGGGACAUGGGCGACGACGAUAUUAUAUCUGGAAUCGCUGAAACUAAAAUAUCAAAGGCCAUAUCACAAACUGCUGCUUUGAACGUGAUAAAUUCGCAUAGAAAUAGUAGUAGGAACGUAAAGAAAAAUGACGUAAAAGUUGAGAGUGAGAUUGUGAAGCCGAAGGCUGAAGCGGUGGAAGUGAAGAAAAAUGAAGUGCGGAAAUUGGGUGCAGGGGGUUCGGGUCCCAUGCGGCAUUAUCCUGGAAGGCCGAGGCCGGUGAGACUGUCAGCACUAACUUCUCGAGAGGAGAGCAGUGAAUCCAAGUUAGAGAGGUUCCAGCAGAUGCACGACAGCGCCGUCAUAGACCUUAAUGAACUCAAACAGAUUAGUUGGUCUGGCAUUCCAGUCAAAGCUAGAGCUAUAACAUGGCGGCUACUUGCUGGCUACUUGCCCCCUAACGCAGAGCGGCGAGCAGAAACCCUGGAGAGAAAGAGAGCGGACUAUAAGCAUCUAGUACGACAAUACUACGAUGCAGAGCGAGACGACGAUACUUACAGACAGAUUCAUAUAGAUAUACCUCGGAUGAGCCCCCUUGUGGCUCUCUUCCAACAGAUCACUGUGCAGGUGAUGUUUGAGCGAAUCCUGUACAUCUGGGCUAUUAGACACCCAGCAUCAGGCUACGUGCAAGGCAUCAACGACCUGGUGACUCCAUUUUUCAUGGUCUUCCUGCAAGAGGCGGCCCCCGGCCAGGAGUUGGACAACUUUCCCCUGGACAAGUUGACUGAGGAACAGCGGGACAUCAUAGAAGCUGACUCCUUCUGGUGCCUCUCCAAGUUCCUGGACAGCAUCCAGGAUAAUUACAUAUUUGCUCAACUUGGUAUCCAAUAUAAGGUAAACCAACUAAAAGAGCUGAUACGUCGCAUAGACCUUCCCCUACACGAGCACCUGCAGACCCACGGCGUCGACUACCUUCAGUUCUCAUUCAGGUGGAUGAACAACCUCCUCACCAGGGAAAUACCACUCCCUUGCACCAUUCGUCUUUGGGACACCUACCUCGCAGAGUCUGAUGGGUUCGCGACCUUCCAACUAUACGUCUGUGCUGCCUUCCUCCUGCAUUGGAGAGAGAGGCUCAUGCUAGAAAGAGACUUUCAAGGCCUGAUGAUACUCCUACAGAACGUCCCGACACAAAACUGGACGGACUCUAACAUUAGUGUGCUGGUAGCUGAAGCUUAUAGGCUCAAGUUUGCAUUCGCAGACGCACCGAACCAUUUACACAACGCUGGCAAGUCGGACAGAUGACCUGGCAGGUAGCCUGGUACUCUUACUGUCGCGGAACGAUGUCUACGUAUAUGAGGAUCACAAUCCAAGGUCAUUAUCUAUACACGUAUUAUUCAUAAACGCAUUAUACCUAUAUCAUAAAGACAGAUGUUGUACAACCAGUAUAAUGCUGUAGUGUCCCAUUUUAACAUCAAGCUUCCACAAGGGCACAGCGUUUCAAUCAAGUGGCCUGUUAGUAUGAAAACAAAAAAAAA
Molecule: messenger RNA, 1812 nt
Organism: Spodoptera exigua (beet armyworm)
Lineage: Eukaryota; Metazoa; Arthropoda; Insecta; Lepidoptera; Noctuidae
Source: the annotation of a GenBank genome assembly